Molecule: messenger RNA, 1064 nt
Organism: Adelges cooleyi (spruce gall adelgid)
Lineage: Eukaryota; Metazoa; Arthropoda; Insecta; Hemiptera; Adelgidae
Exons: 5
Coding region: 63-938 (291 amino acids)
Biological process (GO): sensory perception of taste
Cellular component (GO): membrane
Source: RefSeq, a predicted model, not a curated record
UAAGCCCGCUAAUAGUCUUCGUGACGUUGUUUCGACUGCGGAAGACCGUCAACUGUUUUAAUAUGACCUCCGUGAUUUUACUACGGCGCCGUUAUCCACGCAGCCUGUCCUUUAAUGCUUUUGUGGUAUUCGCUUUCUUGGCAACAUUUUUCGUCAGGUUCUUUCUAGUCCUACUGAGUUUUUCCAAGGUCAACAUAGAUCUCUUCCCAUACACCAUAGGUCAAUUGUUACCGUUAAUUCUGGUCAAUCUCAUCAGCGUACUGUGUUUGGUUACUCAACACGCGUACGAGGAUAUAAACAGGGAAUUGGAGGAACUGUGCUACGUUCAAUCGAAAUCCGAACGAGUAUUGCGGCUAUCAGCGUUAAUGGACGAUCAUUGGUUUUUAGAAGAUUAUGUAGAAAAUUUGUCUAAUACGUUUGGACCGGAUUUGAUGCUUGUCAUGAUGGAUACUUACUUACAAAUGUUGCUGUUUCUAUAUAUAUUGAUUUGGGAGACGGUAAUUCGUGGAGUGCACACAAUAACCGUCACGUUUGCUUCCACUGCCGGACAGCUGUUAUUUAACAUAGCCAAAUUUUUGUACUUGUGCUACAGAUGUGAUUCACCGAUGAAAGCGAGCAAACGAACCAUUUUUCAUUUGCAACACCUGAGUUUUGCACUGCAUAACGAGCCUGCUAGUCAAGCGAUUCUCAAGAUGUUUACACUUCGCGUUAACAGCCGCGAGGAGAAAGUGACUGCUUCAGGUUUUAUCGACAUAAAUAUGUCUCUUGUUUGUAAAACAGCAGGAGUUGUGCUGACGUACUUUUUGGUGCUCAUACAAAUUCAAUCAGAGAACUACAAAUUUCUGAUCAAAAGCAAUGUUAACUCAUCGGCUGUUCCUGCGUCUUGGUUACCGACCACGUGCGAAUCAUGGCCUUGUCUUGGGCAAAUAAAAAAUUGAGCAAAAUAUAUUAUUAUAAUAGUUUCAUUUUAAGAUUUAUGAAUUUUUUAUAUGGUGACAUGUUAUGAUAAAUAGCUAAAUGAUUGGCCGUAUUAAAAAUUCAGUUAAUCCCCAAUUUAACAUUCA